AUGCACACAAUGAAUAGCUCAUCAACAUCAACAGUAGGUUUGGUUAAUAAUUCUCACUUUCGUCCAAACACUGUUACAGUUUGCACAGAGUCUGAAAAUUAUCCACAUACACCAAAAACAUCACAACAAACUAAUGAACAGACAUCAUCAAUAUCACCGAAAUCUCUGGACUUGGAGGGCUCUGUCGAUGAGGAUUGUUCUUGUAUAGAGACUAGUAAAUUAAAUCGCAGCUGCCCUGAAAUAAGCCCCAAAAACAGGGAGGAGUUGGGAGAACUAAGAGCUAAAAUCACUUACUUAGAAAAGAAGUUGGAAAGUGCGGAAAAAGAAAUAGACAGACACAAAGAAAACAGUUCUUUAAGGAAACAAAUCAUAGCAUAUGAAAAGAAAACUGUUACAUUGGCUAAUUUAUGUCGCUCAACUCCAAAGAUAGAUAAAAACAAAAAGAAACAAAAAAAGGGAAACAAAACAAAAUUAGAUUACACACUUUUGAACCAGGUCGAAUGUGGGCAAAGUUUUCAAACAACACAAAUAAACAAAGAAAAAACUGUAUUGAAUAAUUAA
Molecule: messenger RNA, 561 nt
Organism: Parnassius apollo (apollo)
Lineage: Eukaryota; Metazoa; Arthropoda; Insecta; Lepidoptera; Papilionidae
Source: the annotation of a GenBank genome assembly